AACAGACUCAAGAUAGAAUAAUUAGUUUCUUUAGUAAUAAUCAAUCGACUCCAGUGAGUAUCGAGUCCAACUUGAAACCUGUUACCGGUGAGCUUAAAAAGCGAUUGACUCCAAUGAGUAUCGAGUCCUUUAAAAAAGAAUUAGACUUGAAACUUGAUGCCGUUAUUGCUGAAUUUGAAAAGGGACAUGGAGUAUAUUGUUUCUAUAAUAUUAUUGAUGCACUCACUGAUGUUAAUAAAGCACUCACUGAUGUUAAUAAAGCACUCAUUGAUGCUAGGUUUAAAGAGUUAGAAAAUGAUGAUAGAGAGUAUGAUGAAAGAUUGCGGGAGUAUAAAGAAAGAUUGCAGGAGUAUGAUGAAAGAUUUCGGGACCUAAAAAUAGAGAGUCUGAGGCUUAAGCCUCAAAAAAC
Messenger RNA from Entrophospora candida, 409 nucleotides. The record is from the annotation of a GenBank genome assembly. NCBI's taxonomy places the organism in Eukaryota, Fungi, Glomeromycota, Glomeromycetes, Entrophosporales, Entrophosporaceae.